AUGGCAAACAGAAAGCUACAAAAGGACAUAGAUGUCAUUUUCAAGCGAAUCCAAGAAGGUCUACAAGACUUCAACUACCAUUACGAAAGGUAUGAAAGUCUAACGAAUACCGAGGACGACUCAGAUAACCAACGAGAGAAGGAAAAAUUGGCAAAUGAUUUGAAAAAAGAGAUCAAGAAACUACAGAAAUUUCGAGAGCAGAUCAAGCACUGGCUACUGAAUGAUGCCGUUAAUACCUUGGGACCAGUGGGGACGUCGUAUAGUGCCAAACUUUCGGAAAACAAGAGUACUAUUGAGGAUGCCAUGGAAACUUAUAAACUAGUGGAAAAGCAGACGAAGUUGAAGUCAUUUUCAAAUCAGUCCAUUAUGAUGGCAUUUGCCGACAAUGAAAAUGGAGAAGAAGAGGAAGAGGAGAGUGAUGAGGACGAGAGCAGUGAGGAAGAAGAUGAAAGCCUAUACGACGAGUUGUCUGAGGAAGCAGUGGAUUUGAUUAGAUACUUUAAAGACUCGAUCUCACAACUUAGAGAGCAAACCGACAAGUUUACGCACGAGUAUGAAAAGUUGGCGUCAAAGAAGUUGCGAAAGAAUAAUCUUGCAACUAUUGAAGCCAAGAAGGAAAAGAUCCAAGCCACAAUAUCCAACAACAAGUUUCACCAAAAGAAGUUGCGUAAAUUGAUCAAACAGCUAAAGAAUGGCAUGGUUACUGAUUUCAACCUUAUUUUCGCAUUAAAGAAUGAUUUGGAGGCAUACUUGGACAAGAAUGGGGACACUGAUUUGACCAAAGAUACCGAGUUGUAUGACGAUAUCUUUAACCAAAUUUCAGCUGUAGAUGAAGACUAUUCUGAAGUCCAUGAGGACACGUUAACAGCACCAACAUCUGUAGACAGCGCUAGCGUGGUCAAGAAUGGUCAUAUUGAGAAAAAGUCGAAAUCGCCAACACCUACCAAGCUGUCGAGUCGAAGUUCAAGUGAGCAACCUGGCCAACCAAAUCAAACACAACAGCACCAACAGCACCAACAGCAGCCACAACACUCACAAUCGUCACAGCAGUCUCAGCACCUACCCAAAACCCAUCACGCUCAUUCUGCUCGUUCAAGCGAUGGAGGGGAGCAACGACACGUUUCUCAGACGCAUUCUAGCACACAAGCUGCAUUGCAUGCACCAAAUACUCACCAGAGUCCCGAAAUGGCAUCGCCGGCUAUUGUCAGAACGUUGAGACCAGCUACAACUCCCUCCAAACCAGUUGGUGGGCUCAAAUGGUCUGCAGCUGCAGCAGUCGGUUUACCCGAAACACCAGAAAAGCCUGUUCUCCAUGACGAGGCGGCGUUGGUGCCUGAUGUGGCGACCAGUGCAAAGCGCGAAGCAAGCGUGCCUUUCAAACAGUUGGAAUUGGAGGAGAUAGAUUUGGACAAGUACAAGGCCGUCAUUUCCAACUCUCCCUUGUCAAAGACUGAACACAAUUUAUUUUCCGAUAUGGAUUUGGUUCGUGUGCCCCCUGGAAUUCAGGACUUGGUGAUUUCAUUUGCUUCAAAACGAAACAAUGAAGAGUUCAAGAUUCUCAUUGACUCAGCUGAAUUCAACCAGUUUACAUCACCAAUUUACAAACCUUAUUUACCCAAAAGCGUACAACCAAAUUGUUAUUCGCAAUUCACAAACUUUAGCUUCAAACAUCCCACCUCAUUGAGUAAAUUUCAAUCACACUGGAACAAAAUCAGAGCUUAUUACGGGUUCAAGAGUUUAACUGAUGAAAUCAAAAAAUUGUCUCUACAGGAUUCGUCGCCAGAAGUUGCCACUUUGCUUACUGAGUUAACAUUUGUUUUGUUUUACGGAUACUACUAUGGUUUGACUCCAGCUGAGAAUUUGAUUGCUGAGAGUUGUUUAUUUGAAAUUGGUUGGAAACCAUACAAGAGCCAAUUUGAAGCCAACAAUAGGAGUCCAUCACCAUUUGGAGAUGCUUCUGUAGAGAAGAAACUGGGCCAGGGUCAAACUCUGUAUUGGUUCAAGAGGUUGAAGCUUAUAUCGAAUGACGCAACCGAGGGACAACAGCAGGCGACUUUUGAGUUUGGUGAUUAUCAAGUGUUUGAUCUAAACUUUUGGGAGAUUUUUGUAAAGUACGGAUUCAAGCUUGAGUACGGCUUGUGUCAAACAGCACCUUCAAAGACAUUAUUUUAA
Molecule: messenger RNA, 2172 nt
Organism: Lodderomyces theae
Lineage: Eukaryota; Fungi; Ascomycota; Pichiomycetes; Serinales; Debaryomycetaceae
Gene: NOT3
Product: CCR4-NOT core subunit
Exons: 2
Coding region: 1-2172 (723 amino acids)
Biological process (GO): regulation of DNA-templated transcription; nuclear-transcribed mRNA poly(A) tail shortening
Cellular component (GO): CCR4-NOT core complex; P-body; nucleus
Source: RefSeq, a predicted model, not a curated record